AUGUCACCGGUGGCGGAGCACGGCUGUUGCUGGACGUCGUCAAGUGCACUUGAAAUGGAAAACUCAUCGCCACCAACCGGAUCAGCACUGACGUUCAGCCAUGAAAAUGCUCACUACACAUGGAACGACAGUUCACCAUACCACUCCAUCUUGCUGGACCCAAUCUUGGACACAGUCAUCGAACCUGUUGAAGAUCUCUACCCCUAUGUGCCAUUACGUCAGUGGAAUAGAGAUUUUGUCGAAGAUAAACGAGCUGGGGCAUGCUAUGGCUUUGCUAUGAAUGAACCAGUCCAAACUCUCCAACAGAUGCGAACGAUUCUCCUAAUCCAAAUAUUGGCUACCUUGCUGAUCAUGGUACUUGCUGACGAGGUCAACCGAGCGAAGAGGAGCUACUACGGCUACGACUACGGUUAUGGAGUUGAUGGUGACUUCUGGUAUGCUGGCCGCAUUCUGGGAAUCAUCCUGGGCAUUUCAAUGUUGCUGCUUUGCUGCUGCAUUCCAUGCGUCUGUCUGGCUGGCAUCUGGUUCCUUGGUUGGUUCGGUUUGCGUCAACGUCGUCAGCGCAAGGCUAACGCGAGAUCCGAAACAAUCAUCGGUACUCAGACGCAAGCGUCGUCUGCUGCCGCAAUGCCUCCACCUACUCCAAGAUCUGAGGUGAUUUCGCACCCUAUCCGUGUUGACGACUCGCCUCCUUCACGUCAUUUUUCCGAUACCAAUAACGUCAUCUACACUGCCGAGGACCGCUACUACACUUCUUCUGCGUCAGGAGAGCGCCGACCUGAUCCGUACAGGCCGUCCCGAUACUAG
Messenger RNA from Haemonchus placei, 807 nucleotides. NCBI's taxonomy places the organism in Eukaryota, Metazoa, Nematoda, Chromadorea, Rhabditida, Trichostrongylidae. The record is from the annotation of a GenBank genome assembly.